AUGAUGGUGGUGGCGAUGGUGGUGGUGAUGCUGGUGGUGAUGCUGGUGGUGAUGGUGGUGGUGAUGGUGAUGGUGGUGGUGGUGGUGUUGAUGUUAAUGAUGGUGACUUUGUUAAUGAGCGGUAAAAUUGGGAAAGUAAGGGCGGAGACUGGACGCGGGUUCGUCUUCUUCCCAGCGCUGGUCAGCGGCCAGGGCGCCAGUGCGCAGCGGCUCAAUGUCACCUGCCCACUGGAAGACUGGGCCGCGCUGGAGGCAGCAGCAGCAGCAGCAGCAGCUCCGAAACCAGCGCCGCUGCUACUGCUGCCCUGCGGCACCGCCACCGUCACCACUGGCGAGCAGCUCCUGGACGCGCUGACUCGCCUUCAAGAGACCCACCAGCGGCUGCUCAUCACACUGGCCGCCAACAUCACCCUACCGCCCACCACUGGGGCAUCAUCGUCUUCCGCAGCAGCAUCCCGGGCCGGUGAAGGAGCUGUAGCUGGCGCCGGCGGCAGUAGCGGCAGCAGUAGUGGCAGUAGCGUCGUCCUCGUCGGCAAUGACACGCUGAUGGUCUCGGAGCCGUCCACCGCCGAGAAUGCUGGCGGUGCCAACAGCAGUAGCGGUGGCAGUAGCAGUAGCAGUAGCGGUAGUAAUCAGGGUCGUGUGGUGAUGGUUUUUUCGGACUUGUCCAUUGUCAACAUCCCGGCCGGUCCUCGGUCUACCUGGCCCACCGGGCUGCUGGGUAACGGCAUGUGGCACGUGGGGAUGGACAGGCGCAAGGACGCCCCUGUGCAGCUGAUUCACCUCCGAAUGGGGCUCAUUUUCAGUGCGGGUCAGGUCAAGUACUUCAGUUACUGGUACACUCGGUCGGUUUCAUUGGUGGCGGAGGAGCGGGCGAGCGCGGUCUGGGUGCUCGGGGUUAUUACCCCGCCGGUGCAGAUCUUUUCGCCAAUCGACGGCAGUCCCACCCUGUUCGGUCUCACGGGUUCGUACAUUGAGAAGUACAACGUAACCGCCACAUCCAUACCGUUUCUGACGCCGCCGCCGCUGCCGCCCGUGGAUCUCUGGUCGGUGGGGGAACCCCCGGUGAUGCCCGACUCCAUUGGCUUUGUGUCGAGUGCGGCGGAUUUGGUUUCGGAGCUGAGCGUGCCCUGGACCGGCCCACGGGUCAUUGUGCUGCUGGCUAACAUUACGUUGGACAAGACCGAAUGGCCCAAGGAGGGUUUUCAGAUGGCCGCGGGUCUAACCUUGUCCGGCCCGUCCGUGGCGGCUUCCAUCAUUGAGGGCCCUCGUACGACACUCAAUGCGGGGGGGAUGAACGUGGCCCGCGCUCCCCCCGGCAUGACCGUGUCAUUCCGGAAUCUCAGGGUUUUCAACGCGUCGGUUCCAAUUAGUUGGGCGCUGCCGCAGGCGCCGUCGUCGCUGCCGGGUUUUCCGGGUUACGACUUGUGGCGUGCACGGUGCCUGCCGGAUUUGAUGGACGACUCGGCUUUCAAGCUGGAGAUGCACGGCUGUCAGGUGGAGGUUCCUGAACUCGUAUUUGUGCUAUUGCAGAUGUACAACAACCUGCAACCGUGCAGUCCAACUGCUACUGCCGCCGCCGCCGCGGACCUCGGGAAGAACUGCACUGCGGUCACUGGCGCGGCCGUGCGGCUUUCAUCUCUACAAACCCAGCUCGGCAAUUUAUUUGAGCGCCUUUUUCGCGCAACGGGCAAAUUCACGCCACUCCACAGCCACUCCAUCCGGGGAUGGCGCUGUAUUGAAUACACCACGAAGGGCUCUCAGCCACUCCGCAGCCCCUCCAUCCGGGGAUGGCGCUGCAUUGAAUACACCACGAAGGGCUCUCAGGUCUCGCUACACCCCUCCAUCCGGGGAUGGCGCUGCAUUGAAUACACCACGAAGGGCUCUCAGGUCUCGCUACAGCAGCAUCUGCCAACCUCCAUGGCAGACAGGGCCGACAGGGCGAUUAUAUCCCAUACGGCCUGUUCGCAUCCGGUCACGCAGCCGGACGCCUCCACGAUGCUCUUCCUCUCCCACACCCUCACCGCCCUUUCCAUGAACACGACCACGUUUCGAGUCAUUCCUAGCACAAUGGAGGAUUUAAAAUCUGAAGCUGGAUCUGAAUCCGGAGCCGGGGGAAGUUUAUCUGGGCCGCUUACUACGUGCAACAUACAGACACUCAUUACACUCCUAAUGGACGCGCCGGGCAAUGCAGUGGCGGCGUCAACGGGCCCGUCACCUAGCCCGUCAACAGGUGCCGUACAGAACCACGCUCUUACAGGCGGUAUCGCCGCAGGCGGCGCGUUAGGCAUCGUCAUUGCGUUUGCCGCUGUCGCACUUGUCGUACGGCGAUUACGACAACGGCGGCGCCGCCUCACGUGGCAUGGCUCAUCGCCGUCGCCCAAAGCGGGGGUGCCGCCAGCUGCGGCUCCUGUGCCCUUGGUGGGCAUGGAGUUGGACGGCGUCGGGGAAGCGUCGUCUGGGCCUGCAGGCGGUGGCGGCGGCGGCGGCGGCGGCGGCGACGGCUGUAGCGCUUUCAGUAUGAGCUUCGCAGCGGCCGACCAGGUCCCAGGCAAGGCUGCCACCAUGCUGGAGUUGUUGUUGGACAGGGGAGCGAUGAUUGGGCCCAUAUCACCACCACCACCACCACAACAACUACCACUCCAACAGCAGCAGCAGCUGCAGCCGCACCAUCAGGCCCGUCCUACCCCGCAUGGGGGGCGUGGGGGGGUGGACGCGAUCGAGGGAAGAGGAAUAAAUGCCCUUCCAGCAGGAGCAGGGGCAGGGCCCCUGCUUCCUGUCGGAGCGGCGGUUGGGCUUCCCGGCAUCGUCGGCCGCGGCAAGAACGAUGCGAACGCUAACGACUUGAACAACGGUAACGGCAACGAUAAUGUGAUGAACAACAACGACAACAACAACCCGAAUCACAAUAAUAACUCGUCGCGGGGCAGCUCGCUGAGUGCGAAUGUGCAGCGGACACUGGCCGGCGCUAUCGACGGCAUGAUCCGGAAAUAUGAGGCGAGUGGUAGUGGGGGCGAGUGGCGAGGUCUCCCGGUCGCCAUCAAGGUGGUACUGCUCCAGGAAGGGGACUCCGCGGCAAGAAGGGAGCGUCUGGUUCGUGAGGUGGCGCUGUCAGCCACUCUCAGCCACCCCAAUGUCGUACCGACGUACCACUACACGGUGCAGCCUGUCGCUGUAGCGUGUCCGGGUGGAGGCAGCUGCGGCUCCCCCGGGGUGAUGGGCCCGGGGAUUCGACCCAGGAUUACGAACAGGCCUGCACCGCGGGACGCUGGCGCUCCCGCCGCCGACGCUGCCGUACCGGCGGCUCUGGUUGAGGAGGCUGACGGCGGCGUCACCGCGUACAAGCUGUCCAUCUUCAUGGCGUACUGCGAUGGCGGCACAUUGCGAGAUGCAUUACGAGAUGGGGUGUUUAAGAAGCCCUGGCCGCCGUCGGCGCUGGCGCCGUACCAGCAAGUGACCGGGCCUGCCGCGGCAGCUGCUGCUGCCGUACGGCGGCAGCAGCAGCAGCACCAGGGGGCCGCAGUGGCGCCGCCUUUGCCGGCAGCGGGGGCAGGGCCCGGCGUCGGCGUCGGCGUCGCGGAGCCGGAUUGCCUCGGUGUACCGCACCACCUGCAACAGCCGCAGUUGGGUCAAGGACUCGCGGUUCGCGAGGGGGCCCCGCCGCCGCUGCGGCGGGUGCUGCAGGAACACGAGGCGGCGGCAGCGGCGGCGGCGGCAGCUGUGGCGGCAGUCGGUGCCGUACCGUCGGAGGCAGCUUCCUUGCGGUCGUUGCGGCCCCCUACGGGCGGUGCUGGGAGGGAGGGCCGGCUGGAAUCAUGGCAGGACCUCAGAGCGGCCCCGAACCAGGCGCUUGCGCUCUUCGCCGCGCUUGACGUUGCGAGAGGUCUGGAUUACCUACACGCUUGCAAUGUCGUACAUGGAGACCUUUCCCUUCAAAAUAUCUUGCUUGCAUCUACGGAGCCGGUAUUUCCGGACGCCGCAAUCAAUGCAUCCACCUCCAGCUCCGCUGUCUUCGCGGCCGCAGCCGCCGCGCUUGCGUCUCAUGGCGGCGGUCCUAGCGCUUGCGGCGGUGGCGGCGCCGCCGUCGCCGCCGCCGCCGCCGGCACGACGAUGGCGGCACGCGUGAUGCAUGGGGUCGCGGACAGGUUACCGCAGAAUGUCAGCGACGGCUCGACAUCUUCUGACGUGACGGCGGCGGCGGCGACGGCGACGGCGGUGGCUACGGCGACUGCGGCUGCCGCCGCCGCCGCGCCUGGCUGCUGCCCACCGAACUCGGUGACGCCGCCAUCACGGCCAUCGCCGCCGCCGCCGCCGGCGGCGCCAGUGCCGCAAAGGGCACGGCUGGCAACCGGCGCCGCCGCCGGUGGCGGCGGCGGCGCCAGCUCCGCCGAUACCGCCCCCGCCGUGUCUACAGACGAAGAUGCCGAGGCCGUGGCGGGCACCUAUAGCACCUUCACUCAGUCUGGAACUUUGGGCGGCUUCUCCCUAUCGACGGAGGAGGUGCCGGCAGUGUCGGCGGCGUCGGUGGGGGGCGGCGGCGUCGGUGGGGGGCGGGUGAUGCCCAUGGCUCAGCGGGUCAUCCUCGUGAAUCCGCUGUUGGGUCAGGUAUUCAAGAUCAGCGACUUUGGUUUGAGUGUACGGCUGGAAAAUGACGAAACGCAUCGCUCCGGGUUGCACCAGGGUACGCCGUACUACACGGCUACAGAGGUGCUCGUGUCGGGGAAAGUCUCCCCGGCCGCUGACAUAUACUCGUACGGCGUGUGCCUCUGGUGUUUGGCACACGGGGUGUCGCUCUGUCAAUUGCGGCACUUGCUGCCGCCCAUGUUCACGCCGGUGGCUCCGACCCUGCUGGGUCACUUGGUUCCGGAGCUCAAUCCCGGACUGAGAUCUUUGAUCAGGAGGUGCCUAUCGGGAGAUCCCCCCAGGAGGCCCACAGCGGCAGCCCUGGUUUCGGAGCUGCAUAUGCUCGUACAGGCGGUCCUGGGUCCCGAGCUCUCCCCCUUGCUACUGGGGGCGGAGAGGAGGGAGCUGGCGGCGGGUCGUACGGUGACGGGGUCGUUAUGGGGGCUGGCGGGGGCUGGCGGGGCGGGUGGGUUUGCGGGUGGGUUUGCGGGCGGUGGGGGUCCCGGAGCUGGGGUGGGUGGAGGGGUCGUGGCCAAGGGGGAUCCUGGGGGGGGCGCCGGAGGGGGAUGA
Volvox carteri f. nagariensis is the source of this 5193-nucleotide messenger RNA. RefSeq lists its product as uncharacterized. Gene Ontology annotation, molecular function: ATP binding; protein kinase activity. Gene Ontology annotation, biological process: protein phosphorylation. The transcript is spliced from 25 exons. Lineage: Eukaryota; Viridiplantae; Chlorophyta; Chlorophyceae; Chlamydomonadales; Volvocaceae. The record is from RefSeq and is a predicted model, not a curated record. Bases 1 to 5193 code for a protein of 1730 amino acids.